Messenger RNA from Opisthorchis viverrini, 735 nucleotides. RefSeq lists its product as hypothetical. The transcript is spliced from 6 exons. NCBI's taxonomy places the organism in Eukaryota, Metazoa, Platyhelminthes, Trematoda, Opisthorchiida, Opisthorchiidae. Bases 1 to 735 code for a protein of 244 amino acids. The record is from RefSeq and is a predicted model, not a curated record.
AUGUCCAAUCAGUUACGCAGGGAGCAAGGGCGAUUCCAAUACUCCAAUCGCCUGUUCUUGAUGACAAUUGAGUCUGAAAGUGUCGGACACCUUCCUCUUGGGGAUCAGACAUCUCCGGAAUUGCACACCAGAAUCGGUGAGCAUAAGCGAUCCAUUAACAGACCACCGAGAAUAUCAGGGGCUAAUCAAAGAUUCGGCAAUGGCAGAGGAUCGCGUUUUAUUCUGUUAAAGAAUGUGAGCCGACUAAGUCUAGGGUCGAAACAUUCCAACUGCAACAAAGAACCAGUUUCAGAGAACAUUGAUGUCGGUCGGGGUCUCAAGAUUCAUGUGGAAGCAUUGGUGGCCAAGAGACUGGACUUCAUCGUGGUGCGAUGGUUUGCGUUCCUCAAUAAACCGAUGAGCUGUACCGGAGGAUUGCCAUACAGCAUCCACAGAGUCACCUACCAGGUUGGGAAUUGGGACAACGGUGGCCAACCACAACUGCAUAGCGGACGGGCUUUUGAGUCAAAGGAUUUUGGGGAUGACGAGGAUGAAGAGGAAAUUGAAUCAAGUGGAGAAGCUGACUGGGUACGUCCGAGUACUUUGUCCGGUUCAUCACGCGUUAGGCGAACCUCUCCUGGUUCUAUACUAUCUGCGGCAGAGGUUUCCAUGCGUUUAUCCAUUUUGGAAUCAAUAAAUUCAAUGGCAGACGACUUGCCAUGUUUAGCUGCCAUUCGUUCCACAUUAGCUCUGUAA